Talaromyces amestolkiae is the source of this 1500-nucleotide messenger RNA. RefSeq lists its product as uncharacterized. The transcript is spliced from 4 exons. Gene Ontology annotation, molecular function: oxidoreductase activity; heme binding. The coding region runs from base 1 to 1500 and encodes 499 amino acids. The record is from RefSeq and is a predicted model, not a curated record. NCBI's taxonomy places the organism in Eukaryota, Fungi, Ascomycota, Eurotiomycetes, Eurotiales, Trichocomaceae.
AUGGCGGCUGCGGCUUUAGACGUAAUUGUCAUUUCUGGUGAGGAGUUACGAAAACAUCGCACGUCGAAAGACUGCUGGAUUGCUGUACAUUCCAAGGUAUACGAUGUAACUGAGUUCCUUGAAGAGCACCCAGGAGGAUCAGCGAUUAUUCUGAAAUAUGCCGGUGCCGACGCUACACAGGCGUAUGACGAAGUCCACUCUCCAGGAAUCAUACACGAGACUCUAGCUGGAGAACACUACAAAGGCCAGAUCGAUCCUUUUGACACUCCAAAGGUGGAGGAACCGGUAAAGACUACCACAAAUGUUGAGCAGGUCAAGGUGGCCGAAAUCACAGCAGUCAAGUCCGAGAUCCCACAUCUAAGCACCCUCUUAUCAGUUACAGAUUUCGAAGCUGUCGCCCAGAAGAAGUUUUCAGCAAAGACAUUCGCAUUUUACUCAUCAGCAGCCACCGAUCUCAUUUCACAUCGCGAUAAUAUCGAAAGCUAUCGCAGUUUACUGCUCAGACCGCGCGUGCUUCGCAACGUCAAGAAUGUCUCGAUAAAACGCCGUAUUCUGGGUUAUGAGAGUAGUGCACCUUUCUUCGUCAGUCCCGCCGCAAUGGCAAAACUAGCACAUCCAGAUGGAGAACUAGCGAUCGCACGAGCUUGCGCAGAAGACAACAUUAUACAAAUUAUUUCCAAUAAUGCUUCCUACCCUCUACAAGAUAUCGUCGCAGCAGGAAAGCCCGGCCAAAUAUUCUUCUUGCAGCUUUAUGUCAAUUCGGAACGACAAAAGACGGAGCAAUUACUUAAAAAAGCCCGUGAAGCUGGCAUCAAAGCGAUAUUCGUCACAGUAGAUGCUCCUAUUCCCGGAAAGAGAGAAGCUGAUGAACGAAUCUCGGCAGAGAAUUUUGUCUCUGCCAUGAGUGGAGCGGUAGCCACAAACGACAAGAAAGGAGGUGGUCUUGGUCGAGUCAUGGCUCAGUACAUCGAUUCGUCGUUGAAUUGGGAGGAUUUGGCUUGGAUAAAGAGGGUUUCGAGAUUGCCUAUUUUCUUGAAGGGAGUGCAGACAGCCGCUGAUGCAAAAUUGGCUGUUGAAUAUGGCUGCGCGGGUGUUUUGUUGAGUAAUCACGGAGGCAGAUCCUUGGAUACUGUACAACCGGCAAUUGUAACAUUAUUGGAAAUCCACAAGGAAUGUCCAGAGGUCUUUGGUCAGCUAGAGAUCUAUGUUGAUGGUGGUAUUCGACGAGGAACCGACAUAUUGAAGGCACUCGCACUAGGAGCUACAGCCGUUGGUGUUGGUCGACCAUAUCUGUACUCUUUAGCUUAUGGUCAAGAGGGUGUCCAGCACUUGACCGAGAUCCUCAAGGAUGAACUUGAAUGCACGAUGAAGUUGGCAGGAAUCACAAACCUAGACCAGGCAAAUCCUGGCAUGGUUAAUACUAUCAAGUUGGAACAUCUCAUUAGGACAGGGGGGGAGAGGCAUCCCUGGAUUAAAUGGGAGCCAAGGUUUAGACUUUAG